Molecule: messenger RNA, 2180 nt
Organism: Cuscuta epithymum
Lineage: Eukaryota; Viridiplantae; Streptophyta; Magnoliopsida; Solanales; Convolvulaceae
Source: the annotation of a GenBank genome assembly
GGCCACAAAUGCUCAAGUUUAUGUUGGGUUUCAAUGAAACUGAAGUCUUCUUCCCCUUUAGAAUAAAAAAAUGAGAACCGGUGUAUACUAGUCCGACCCUACCCCUCAAGUCCAUCAACGAAAACUCAUACGAAGUAAUAAUAUUCCAAAAUGUAACCCCCACGCUUCAUCCGAAUCAGUCGAUUCUCCUCAGUUCUCACUUCUUUAUUGACUUCUCCAUUUUCUGGCUUUAAUCCAUUCCUGGCACAAAGUCACAAACUUCUCCACGAAUUCACGCCCUUCAGGCCUUCUUCAGCCGCUAAAGUGUCUGAAUGAAUCAACCGUGUUGAAUCUCUUUCCGCCAAAUUAACGUGGUGAUAUAUAAGUUAUUUACACAAGGCGUACAAUAAAAACAGAGAGGAGGACAAAGUCAGAAAGGAAUGGCAGACAAACCUAGCAGAGGUCUAGUGCUGUAUGGUGAUGGACUGGCGCGAUCCGUAUUGCCAUCUCAUACCCAUCUCCAUUCUCUCGCUUCUCGGGCCUGCUCUGGCUUCUUGUCUCUCCCUGACUCGCCUCCUUCAGAAAAUGAGGAUGCAAGAAUAGUCAGAGAAUUUGCAGAGCUACUUGAUUCAAGGGAAGCUUAUAAUAAAAUGAAUGAAGAAGAUAUUUCUGAAAUGAGAUCUCAGAACACGCCUCUGACGCCGACUAUAUCUCAAAGGUUCAUGGGGAUGAAAGCAGCUAUUGUGUCUGACAAUCCAAUACUGAAGGUGUUCUGCGACCGGCUUGGCGUGACCACGUUUGGGGCAGAUGGUUUACUACACUGCAAUAGCCUGGAAGUCGGGGCAGAUGGUUUACUACACUGCAAUAGCCUGGAAGUCAAACCACUUGUAUCGGCCUUGGAAUUGCUAGGGCUUCAAAAUGGGAAGGUUUCAGAGAUGAACCGAUUUGAUUUAGUUAUUCUUCAUGUUGAAAGCGUAGAAGAUAUCAAUGGCCUGGUAGGUGAGUUGUUAACCAGGAUGGCCCAACCCGGGACUGAAGUUGGGUCCCGGUUGCACCUAUCUGUUGUAUUGAGCUUUGGGGCCGUUUCAUACAAGGAAGAUUCCAAGUUUUCUUUUUGUAACAACACUAGAAAUGAGAGUAAUUCCCAGCUUCACAUGCUUUUCCCACGCCAAAGUUAUACAAUGAAAGGUGGAAAAACGCGUGAGAAUGUUAGGCAUCAUUGUCCGAUGUUAGUUGCUCAAUGGCAAGACGGUGUAACUAGGAAGGAUGCGGUUGGAGCAUUUUCAUUUGAAGAUAUUAAAGAGGAGGGUGGAAAUCUCGUGAUUCCAGUUGACAGAUUCCUACACGAAUUGGCAUUUAAGCUUUGGAAAGCUCCAAAAUAUGGAGCGUGAAGAUCCACAGGUUUCCUUUUCCUUGGCAUACAAGGCUUGAAUAAGGAAAUACGUGAUCAUUUGGGAAAAGGGUUAAUUUGGUUUUUCAAGUACUAUACCUCUGCGUUAAAAGUUGAUGAUGUAAUAAUAAUAUCAAUCACCUUGUUUAAAUAAUUUAAAUAUGACAAUGUUUAAGCAAUAUUUCCAUUGAUACGGCCAAUGGGGAGUAUUCUGUAGUUAAAGAAGUCUUAUGCAUCAACUCUUUCUAAAUGAAAGAAAUCAAAAGACAGAAUAGUGCGAAAACUUCUAGGCUUCUAUUUAGAUGAAGCUCGAUACUGCAGAAAAUAGAUCAUUUCAUCUUCAGAACAUCAUUGCCAAGAUCAAACUCCCCUUUCUCAAUCUGAGAAAUUUCUUCCCUAAUGGAAAUAAGUGCAUCGUAAAUCCUGUUCAACUCUGCCUGCAGAAGUUAAAGACAUUAAUGACAUCAGAAACAUAACUGUAGAAAAAGAAAUCUUCUCUUCAUUACAAAUUGGGUUGCUGGGCCCAUUUUGACUAAAUUUAUGUUUUGUCUUACCUUUUAUAUGGAGUAAUAGUUAACAUAGCUUUAAUUAGAUAUUUAAAAUUACUCCAGAGGUACAUAAAGUAUAGCAAUUUGCGUCUGUGUGCGCGCACACAUAAUACCAAAUUGAUGGGCAAGACUGUACCAAAUUACAUAAUACCAAAACAAUUUGGUUAUUAAUAAUGUUUUGUUUGCAUAAGAGGAAAUAGGCGAGAUAUAAUCACCUAUUUUGUAUUAGUUGUCUUGGCGAUACAAAAUGACGAAAUGUAAGC